GUGGCCGUGGAUGGCAUUGUUUAGGAUACCGAAACUAAAAAAUGGCUUAUAUGGCGAGUUUAUGUGUGGCGGUACACUCAUUAGUGACCAAUAUAUUUUGUCGGCCGCACACUGUUUCGAUAGCGAUGACCAUCGAUUGGGAAACGUUACCAUAAUUUUAGGCGAACACAACAUCGAAGAACGAGAAUCGUCUACAAGAGUCAUCAGAUAUGCCACUAAUAUUUAUUUAAAUGGUUAUAAUAAGGCAGAUCAGAGCAAUGAUAUAGCACUGGUACGUCUGAACAGACCCUUAGAUUUUAAUGGACAACACAGUCAUUUGCAACCGAUUUGUUUGCCAACUGAUGAUAGCAUUCAAUCGGAUGGCAACUCGUGUAUGGCUACCGGUUGGGGUAAAACUGAGGAAACGGGAGACGGCGGACGAACACCGUCGGUGCUUAAAGAAGUACGACUGCCUAUACGUAGCAAUGAUUACUGUCGGGAACGGUAUCCACAAGAUUUUCGUUGGAACACAAAUAUAUGCGCCGGUUAUGAUAGGGGUGGCAGAGAUGCCUGUCAGGGGGACAGUGGAGGACCACUUAACUGUCAACUGAAUAACGGGGUUUGGGUUAUUGAGGGCAUCACUUCAUAUGGUAGAGGAUGUGCCCGAGUAGACACACCCGGUGUCUAUACCAAAGUUUCAGCUUAUCUGCCGUGGAUUAAGUAUGUGACCGGUAUUUAA
This is a messenger RNA of Oppia nitens, 718 nucleotides long. Its product is annotated as trypsin-like. Gene Ontology annotation, biological process: proteolysis. The transcript is spliced from 2 exons. Gene Ontology annotation, molecular function: serine-type endopeptidase activity. The record is from RefSeq and is a predicted model, not a curated record. Bases 11 to 718 code for a protein of 235 amino acids. Lineage: Eukaryota; Metazoa; Arthropoda; Arachnida; Sarcoptiformes; Oppiidae.